This is a messenger RNA of Angiostrongylus costaricensis, 351 nucleotides long. The record is from the annotation of a GenBank genome assembly. Lineage: Eukaryota; Metazoa; Nematoda; Chromadorea; Rhabditida; Metastrongylidae.
AUGAAAGUACCAAGCCGUAAUCUGACUCAUCAGCUGCUCAUGUGCGCUAGAAUACAAUUUCGUAUAGCAGCAGGGCCUCUUUCAACUAUUCGAAUUCUCCCAUUGUUCCGGAAAUAUGAGCGAUUUUGGAUUCCUUCCGAUGCGGCAUCAAUGGUCUACUAUGGACCAGGCAUUUUUCAUCCUGCUAGGAGUCGUCGAUCGACCUCUCAGUCACAUCUGUCAUCAAGUGCAUCGUUCGAAGGUGUUUUUUUCGUCGAUCGUCAAGUCAAUUUCGCUUCGAUUAAUUGGUCUUCUGUAGACGAACAGGUGUGGGAGCCGUUAGCAUUUACAGACACCAAGGCACCACUUUAG